GUUCACAAAUUGAAGAUGCACUGUCGCCUUGCUUUCCUGCUAUUCAUCGCUCAAUGUGCAUUUGGCGAAAUCACGAAACUUUCUGAAGCCGAUCAGAUCAAAUAUAUGAGACGAACCAUUGAUGAUACAAAACGUCUUGCCGAAAAAGCAAAUUAUACGAAACUGAGUUUCGACGCUGCACUCGAAUCUAAAGUGUUGAAAAUGGCCUGUGACGAUUUGGAGAGCCAGCUAGGAGCAAGAUUUUUCGAUGCAAAGCAUGUAACGAAUGAAAUUGCUAAAAUCGAUGGAGUAACUCGAAUUGCUUGCAUCAAAACGGAUUGUAUUUAUGAAGCAAUCCUGCCAGCUGUGACAAUCAAGUAUAUGUGUGCAUUCGGAUACCCUGAGGAAACUACCACAGUCAGCAGCGCAUCUUUCGGAACUCAGAGAAUUGUAGGAUGUUUCUUUGGAAUUCUCGUUUUUGCAGUUUUUAACUAUUUUAAUUUGUAAUUUUUCGAUGUGAUUUCAAUCGAAAAAAUGUGAUAAACUUGUGAUCUAUG
Caenorhabditis elegans is the source of this 536-nucleotide messenger RNA. It is a transcript of the gene C33C12.4, whose product is annotated as Conserved secreted protein. The coding region runs from base 16 to 486 and encodes 156 amino acids. NCBI's taxonomy places the organism in Eukaryota, Metazoa, Nematoda, Chromadorea, Rhabditida, Rhabditidae. The record is from RefSeq and is marked reviewed. The transcript is spliced from 5 exons.